GAACGUUGUAGUAGGACUGUCGAAAGACUGCCCCAUCAGUUUUCCUUACAAACGAGGGAUCACCUAUUUGGAUAUAGCAUCUCUAAUAAGCAGCGGUUGAGUAGGCAUACAUGUAUACGUUUACGCGUUUUGAGGAGUAACAGUUAAUCCAACAGACUAAGAUUUUGUAUUACUUUGAGAAACUUUAGACAAAGCGUAUUGAACAGUACCCUACACAAUAGCGAUCUCACGCGUGGGAACUUUAAACGGGCUUUAAAUCGACCUUCAAUUAAACCAGUUCAGAUUAAAUCCAAUUCUAAAUGAGAAAAUCCAAAACGUUAAACGCAUUGAUAACUAUAGUUGAACUAAACAGAGUUAACGUAUGUUUGUUCGGUGGCUUUUACAGGCUCCACGCGAGUAGCGCUAAAGACUGGCCAGUGAAUAAGAUGCAACCACCUGCUUUUUGUAGAGAACCUGCAUUUUAAUUAACGUACGUUUUCGAAAAGGCAUGGCGUGAACACGGCGAAAGGACAUCCACAAGAAAGGGUUCUUGCUUAUCUAUGGAAUAACUCAACGGUGUUCAACUCAAGGGAAAGUGCCUCAAGCAAGGUUGGGGGAUGUGUGAAGGUGUGUGAGGCGCGGCCAUGGGACUGGACAGACUGUGGCUACUGGGUGUCACUACGGCUGUCGCCCUCUGUCUGCUACGUACAUCGCAGGGUGUGGAGGCGUUGGUGCGUGCCAGGGUGGGGGGCUCCGCAGAACUGGCCUGCAGCCUCACCCCUCCUCCUGGGGGGGCUACCACCCCCAACCUGUUCCCUCUGCACGUGGUGGAGUGGGUACGGCUCGGGUACAACGUCCCCAUCCUCAUCAAGUUUGGCGUCUACGCUCCGCGGGUCCAUCCCAACUACAAGGGCCGCGUGUCCCUGACUGGCGGGGCCUCUCUGCUGGUGGAGGGCCUGAGCCUGGAGGACGAGGGCUGGUUCGAGUGUCGCAUCCUACUCCUGGACCACACCACCGACGAGCUCCGCAAUGGGACCUGGACCUUCCUGUCCAUCACAGCCCCGCCCGUGUUUAUUCAGACUCCUCCCACGUUCGUGGAGGUUCUGCAGGGAGACUCUCUGACUCUCAGCUGCGGGGCUCACGGGAACCCUCGUCCAGUCGUCGUCUGGCACAAAGACAAGACCCCCAUUGUGAAACAUGCGAAGAUUAAGGUGCUCAAUGGCACCUUGUCUGUGGCCACGGCCAGCAGAGAGACAUCAGGAACAUACAUGUGCCACGUGUCCAACACGGAGGGGAACAUCACCCAUGUCACGCAGCUGCAGGUCAAAGGUCCUCCCAUCAUCCUCAUCUCCCCAGAGGACACCACCCUCAACAUGUCCCAGGAUGCACUCCUGCAGUGCCAGGCCGACGCCUACCCCUCUAACCUCACGUACGAGUGGUGGAAACACGGGGAGAACGUCUACCACAUAGAACAUCUUAAGUCACGUGUGAAAGUCUUAGUCGAUGGCACGCUCCUCAUUCCAAAUCUCGUACCAGAGGACGCUGGGAAUUACACGUGCGUUCCGACCAAUGGGAUUCUGACCCCGCCCUCCGCAUCCGCCCGGCUGAAAGUAAAACACCCAGCCAGGGUGGGGAGGAUGCAGAGAGAGACCUACCUCCCUGCAGGCAUGGAGGGAGUCAUCGCCUGCCCCGUCCAGGCCGACCCCCCCGUCAUCUACGUCAACUGGACCAAAGACGGAAACAUGCUGGACCUUGACAACUUUCCUGGCUGGAUGGUGAACAACAAGGGCUCGGUGUUUAUAGCGACGGCCAAUGACGACGCUGUAGGCAUGUACACCUGCACGGCCUACAACAGCUACGGCACCAUGGGCCAGUCAGGCCCCACCAAGGUGCUGCUGAAGGACCCGCCCUCGUUCCGGGUGCCCCCGCGGGCUGAGUACCUCCAGGAGGUGGGUCGAGAGCUGGUCGUCCCCUGCGAGGCCAACGGAGACCCCGCCCCCAACAUCACAUGGAACAAGAUCGGGCCGUUCCCCCGCUCCCCCUUCACGGUGCUGGCCAACGGCUCUCUCCUGCUCCAGCCCCUCAGCAAGGACCACCACGGGGCCUGGGCGUGCUACGCCACCAACCGCGUAGCCACCGUCAGCGCUAGCACCGUCGUCAUGGUGCUGGGCACCAGUCCUCACACUGCGGCCUCAGUGUCUGUCAGCACUGGGCUGAACCAGGCCAAUGUGUCCUGGGAGCCUGGUUUUGAUGGGGGAUACACACAGAAGUUCACCGUCUGGGUGAAGCAGGCCUCCAGAGGGAAGCACGAGUGGUCCUCUCUGCCCGUGCCCACGUCCAAGACUUACCUCCUGGUGACGGGCCUGCUUUCGGGGACCCGCUACCAGUUCAGCGUGCUCCCCCAGAACAAGCUGGGCUCCGGGCCCUUCAGUGAGAUCGUCAGCGUCCGGACCCAGGUUCUACCCACAGAACUCCCCACUGUGGUGACCACCCCCCCAUAUCUGGAGCCUCCAGAGAUCCUGUCGGCCAACAGGACAGCCCAGGGAGUGCUGCUGCUGUGGGCCCCCCCUGAGGCCCCCUCCUCCCCCCUGACUGGGUACGUCCUCCAGGGCAGGAGGGACCAGGCCCAGUGGGUCAUCCUCUACGACGCGCUGGGCGCCAACCACACUCAGCUUCUGGUUCAGGGGCUCCUCAGGGAUUCCAACUAUGACUUGAGACUGAUGUCACGCAGCAACAAACUACUGAGCGAGCCUAGUGACUCAGUCAACGUGUCCACUACAGGUAUGGACAUGUACCCAAUCCGGCCUGGCUUCCUGGAAUUUGUCCCCGAGCCCCUAUUGGCUGGCGUCCUGGGCGGAGUGUGCUUCCUGUUUGGGGCUAUCAUCCUCUCGUUGGUGACAGCUUGUUUCAUGACUCACCGAAGACACCGUCGGCGCAGGAAGAAGAGAGAAGAUCUCCCCUCUGCCUUCCAGAAGAGUUUGUCUCCACAAGCUCGCUCUCCUUCUGACAGCCCCGACAGCGUCCUGAAGCUCAAGUUUUGCCCUCCGCUCUCAUUCUUCCCCAACUCCUCCUCCUCUCAGUCGGACCGCUCCUCCUUCGACAAAGGGAGCAGAGGGGAGUACCAGGACCAGAGGAGGCAGCUGCUGUCCAGCUCCUCGCCCCCUCCACACUACACCCUGUUUGAGAGCCACCUGGGAUGCCAGGGAUCUUCUCCCACGGCCUUGGAGUCCAUCACCAGGGGCCCCGAUGGACGCUUCAUAGUCCAGCCCCUCCCGGAAGGUUCCAGCCCAUCCAGCAAGAAGGGCCCCAAGAAGGACUUCCUGCAGAACGGUGGAGGGGGUAGUGGUUCCGGGAGCAACCGGACUUCCUUCAGGGACUCUCCCAAAUCCAGCUCUCUGAACUCUGAGAAGGAGGAGCAGAAGGCCUCGCCCCUGACUGUGGAGGAGGCUGACCCCAGUAGGGCCCCACACUCCCCCGGCAGGGUGAGGGCCAUGGCCAGGAACUUCUCCCGGCACGGCUGCUUCUACUCAGACGACGAGCAAGGCUCCGAGGCUCUGCUGGAGAGAGCCAGCUUCUACUCGGACAACGGCGAGAAGCGAGAUUCCCUGAAGAGGUGCCACGCGCUCGGGUAUGCGGACGACCUGCUCCCCGGCCUGGCCAGUAGAGCGAGGCUGCCGGAGAGGGAGAGAGACCGGCCCUCGGGAUACCAGCCGGUGCAGGCAGACUCCAGCACACUGUCUCGUCUGGACGGCACGGACCUAGAGAGGGACAGCGUUCGAAAGCGCCAGCAGCUGGCUCGGGAGAGGGAGGAGUUAGAGCGGGAGUUGGAGAGCUACACAGCCAAUCCGAGGCAGCCUGAGAAGGCGGCGGACGGCCCUCCUGGGGAAAGGGGCGGGCCUGAGGCGGCGGAGGAGGAUCCCAUUUGGAAGCAACAGGAAAUCCCCUUGCGCCAUAAAUCCCACCGCGCCUCGGGCCAGACGACGCGGGCGUCCGACUACAGGAGGGCCUGCUACUUUGGGAACACCAGCAGCCCCAUGGACCGCCUCCCCUCCUCCUACAUCCAGUGGGACAUCAGCCCAGUGACCUCCGUCACCACCCACAUUCCAGCCCAGCGUCCCAUUGAGAGCUCCGCAUCCAGGCCUUCUCCCACACCGCACACUGACCCAGGAAGGGAGGACUCCCCUCCGGUUGACUCCUCCCACUCUCCGGUCAACUCCCACUUUCCGGUUGACUCCUCCCACUCUCCGGUCGACUCCUCCCACUCUCCGGUCAACUCCUCCCACUCUCCAGUCACCCAGUGCACAUCCCUCUACCUCCUGUCCCAGAACCUCAGCGCAGACAGCCCGCCUCUCUGCUUGGGGAACCCCAGGCCGCUGAACAGGGCCAGGUCCAGGAGCCCGAACAGGGAGGCAGAGGCGCUCCGCCGGAGGUCCAUGGUUGAGGGCGGCUGGAGGGAAAAGGCAGAAUCGGGAGGAGGGGCCUUGAAGACCAGGUCUUCCUACGCUUACGGCACACAGCAGCCAGAGCUACGGAUGGAGGGGGGCAAAGCUGGGGCCGACAGGGAGCUGGAUGUGAGGGCAGGUCAGUCUUACCUAGAGGCCACAUCGUACGGCCUGUCUGGAAACAGAGAGACUGAGCAUGUGGAUGAGACUAGGGACCCCGGGGGGCACAGUCCAUCUAGCUACGACACCUUGCCCUAUGACCUCCAUAGAAUGGGGGCCAAGGUCCCAGUGCGCGACGAUAAGAAUGAAGAUGACCGCCGCGCUUCACUGCUGUACUCCGAGAUGGAGAAAGAGGGGGUCCGAGCGCGCUCCAGGAGAAGCGACUGUCUGUUCGGCGAGAGCUCCAGCCGUAUCUCACCGCUGACCCUGGUGGAGGAAUGUGACAGCGACCAGUCACACUUCUCGGUCGCUCGCAUGUCAGGGUCGUUCAAAACUAAGCCGGCCGCCCAGCCUCCCAAGAUGUCACCUCUGCAGACGAGUGCGAUUCUGGAGUACCUCAGUCUCCCCGGGUUCAUAGAGAUGAGCGUGGACGACCCCGGGGAGGAGAGCGCGCUGCCAGACUCGUCCAUCCAGCUGACAGAGCUGAAGCAGGAAGGCUCUCUGGUGGGGAAGCCAGACGUGGUUCCAGAGAACUGGGAGGUUCACGUUCAGGAGAAACGAGCGACGCCUUCCAGCCAGAAAACAGUUUCUUUCGAGGAGACCGCUUCGACUUCAAGAGACGACGAGAAGCCACAGUACAGACGCACUCUGUCUGCCACAGGAGAGACGGGCCUCAGAGAAGGAUAUUCUGACAAGACUAAGAGACCUUCACCUGCCUCAUUGCAUCCGAGCAAAUACCCUUACUUUGAAAAAUCACAACCUCCCAGUAGUUCAGAGGGACCCCAUUCCAGACAAAGCCCAGGUUUAGCCCAGACGUUGGCUAGCGCAGCCAGAAGCAUGGCAGACAUUGUUUCUAAACACUCGGACGGUUUCGAAGAUCGACCCGAGUCCGCUGCAGAACAAUCCCAAAGACAUUAUCCUCAGGGCAACCAGACGAACAAAAUCACCUCGCGCAUCUAUCAAGUUCCUGUGCCAUUCAUGAGGAAAUCUCUUAGCAUAGGCCCCUGUCGAACCCUGUCGGGCAUGGGUCAGCCUCGACCCUUCGUGAACAAAUCUACCAGCUUAGGGUCCCAGAAAUGGGAACACUUUGAGAGCCCGAGGACCUACAUCUCUGAGAAGUGUUACUGGGACGAGUUGCCCAACCCGGAUGUCCGGGUCAAGUCCUACAGCUUGGGCCGCACGCCGGCGUUCUUCCCCAGGCCCGGUCUCUCCUGGAGAGAGCCGGCCCCGCGGCCCAGCGCUGGCAGCUUGGAGAGGCCCCACCACGCUGACAGAGCCCUCCCUAGCCCCUCCUACCUCACUCCUACCAUGGGCCCACCCAGUCACAUCUCAGGCUGGGGGAGACGAGAGCUGUACGACCCUCGACGCCAAGCCGCUGUCUUCCCUGACCCCUCACGGUGGCCCGUUACAUAUCACCACGAAGCCAUGCGGGCUGGGCAGCACAAAUAUGUCCCACUGGACUCCUCAAUACCCCAGUACCCACCCAGACCUAGCUCCAGGGGCCCCCCUGACUCUUCAAUGCCCCACUACCCACCCAGACCUAGCUCCAGGGGCCCCCCUGACUCUUCAAUGCCCCACUACCCACCCAGACCUAGUUCCAGGGGCCCCCCUGACUCUUCAAUGCCCCACUACCCACCCAGACCUAGCUCCAGGGGCCCCCCUGACUCUUCAAUGCCCCACUACCCACCCAGACCUAGCUCCAGGGGCCCCCCUGACUCUUCAAUGCCCCACUACCCACCCAGGCCUAGCUCCAGGGGCCCCCCUGACUCCUUUAUACCCCACUACCCACCCAGAUCUAGCUCCCGGGGUCCCAUAGAACCUCAGGGGCCUCCCAGGGUUCCGCCAAGGUCCUACCUGCCCAGGAUGUACAGCUGGCCGUCACCCCACCAUGCCCCCGUCCCCCCCAGGGAUUCGGAGGGUCUGGCAGAGAGAGGGCUGGGGAGUGGGCCAGAGGCCGAGGCCCGGGAGACCCGGGAGGGAGGCCGGACCAGCUAUGCCAGCCAGAGCAGUGGCAGGGGUAGCGUGGGCCUCCUCAGGCAGUCUCUCUCCAUCACCCCCACCCUCCUCAGCUCCCCGGAGACCACGGAGGAGAGCGAGAGACACAGAGCUGAGAUGGAGCUACGUGAGAGAAGAGCGAAAAGAAGGAACACAUCAGUAGAUGAGAGUUAUGAGUGGGAUUCAGCUGAUGUCUGUGUGGAUUCGGAAGUCCUGGAGGCCGCAAGGCUCGAUCAGAGAGGGGUAGGGAAGGGCAGGGGGGAGUUUAGACACCAUCCACCCCUCUCUGAAGCUGGCCUCCAGGACAUACAGAGGAAAGGCCCGCCUCCUCCCGUCAGCCCGCCCGUUUCCGACCCUCCUCGCAGCCAGUACAGCCGCUCUCUCAGCGAGGCGCGUUUCAACGCCCUGCGUCACGAGUUCCAGGAGUACAGGCGCGGCCAGGAGGCCUCUCGCCCCCGGGGCCCCCCCCGGGGCCCCCCCCGCGACGCAGACUCUGACUCCAGCUCAGCCCUGCUCUAGCAGCAUCCCCCGGGAUUUCAAAGAAAGGAACCAAAUAACUGUUUCCGUUCGCACGGAAGACUGAUCAUGAGCUUUGCUGUCGCACCUCACUGGACCUGUCUCUCCCCCACACACCACACUGGACCUGUCUCUCCCCCACACCCCUCUCUGGACCUGUCUC
Molecule: messenger RNA, 7254 nt
Organism: Hypomesus transpacificus
Lineage: Eukaryota; Metazoa; Chordata; Actinopteri; Osmeriformes; Osmeridae
Gene: igsf9b
Product: immunoglobulin superfamily, member 9b
Exons: 22
Coding region: 624-7094 (2156 amino acids)
Biological process (GO): cell-cell adhesion
Molecular function (GO): protein binding
Source: RefSeq, a predicted model, not a curated record